Pelodiscus sinensis (Chinese soft-shelled turtle) is the source of this 3363-nucleotide messenger RNA. The record is from RefSeq and is a predicted model, not a curated record. NCBI's taxonomy places the organism in Eukaryota, Metazoa, Chordata, Testudines, Trionychidae.
AUGGAGUCUGAGCCUGGGGUGCGGGAGGGGGGGUGCGUGGGAGCUUGGGGUGCUCAGAGCCAUUGUCCCGACCUGCGGCCCCAGUAUGUGCUGGAAGCCGCUUUGAGCCGGGGUGCAGCGGCGCCUUUCCUUCCACAGGCUGCACGCGGGGUGCAAAAGCUCCUCCCACGGUCCCCCAAGCAACUUGGAUUAAUUAGAAAAAGUUCCAUUACUUCCUCAAAUGGCAAGAAUCAGACUAAAGUCAGAUCAAGGCAGUUGUUUGACUAUUUAAUAAUUAUUGACUUUGAGUCUACAUGCUGGAAAGAUGGUAAACGCCAUUGUACCCAGGAAAUAAUUGAAUUUCCAGCAGUUUUGUUAAACACUUCAACUGGAGAGAUUGAAUCUGAAUUCCAUAUGUUCGUCCAACCUCAGGAACAUCCAAUUCUCUCUGAAUUUUGUACUGAACUAACUGGAAUAAAGCAGAAUCAAGUUGAUGAAGGAGUUCCUCUAAAUAUUUGCUUAUCACAGUUUUCUAAAUGGAUUCAAAAGAUACAAAAGGAGAAGAAAAUUAUUUUCAAAUCAGAUGUUUCAAGCCAUUCUAUUUCUGAAGCAAAACCAAGUACCUUUGUUACUUGGUCAGACUGGGAUCUUGGGGUUUGCUUGCAGUAUGAAUGCAGAAGGAAGCAACUGCGAAAACCCGACAUUUUAAACUCCUGGAUUGAUCUCAGGGCAACAUACAAGCUCUUCUACAGUAGAAAGCCAAAAGGGCUACAUGGUGCUCUACAGGAUUUGGGGAUAGAAUUUGAAGGACGGGAACAUUCUGGGUUGGAUGAUUCUCGGAAUACUGCCCGUCUGGCUUGGAGGAUGAUCUGUGAUGGAUGUGUAAUGAAAAUUACUAAAUCUUUGGAUAAGGUACAGCCAAAGAAGAAUUCAGUGUCCAGAAUUUUGAAUAUGAACCCCAUUGAAGAGAAUACAUUGGGAAGUAAUGAUGACGCUGAAACUUCAGACAAAGAUGGAAUUUGCAAUAGCAGUUGCCUAUUUGAGAAUGAACUCAAGAAAUGUAAUAAAAUGAUUAUAAAUUCUGUUGGAAAGGUAAAAGAACAGCCACAGUCCAGUUCUACAAAUUCCACUGCAAAUGUCCAUGUUGGGGCUAGAAGCAGUACAAAGAUUGAUGGAUGUGGUAAAACUCAAAGCUGCUUGUCUCCACAUAUUGACAGACUUUCUGUUCCAUUUGGACAGCUACAGACUUCUCACUGUAACUUACUAACAGGUAUCCAGAAUGGAUUAAAUAAUGGACUUAUGUCUGCUUCCAAGUACAGCUCUUCAGUACUUGGUUCAGGGCUAGUGCUUGUCUCCACUACUAUUUCCUCUGUUAAUAUCUCUAAUGUAGAUGUGAGUACUAGUUCUGACUGUUUAUAUAUGUUGACUGAUUGGGAAGAUGUAGCUCUAAUACCAGAAUCACAGCAUCAAGAAAAUACUGACUCUGUGAAGCUUAAAGAUGACCCAGAUACAAAGACUUUAUCAGUCUCUGGAGAAGCAGUGGUUUUGAAAGAACCAGCUACGAUGAAUUCAGACUUUGAAUGUUUGGAGAAAUCCAAUGAACAUUUGGAGACUUCUAAGUCUAUUGUGUACAAAAGUCCUAAUACUACUAUCUAUGAUGUAGGAAUAGUUCAGAGGCAAGCUUUAAACUGUUCUGCCUUUAAGUUACCAUCUGUGAAGGUAAAUGUUUCAAGUGCAGUGUUGACUGAAAAUCAUUCCACCCCUUUCUCACAGAAUCCUAAGAGGAAACCAUCUAGUCCAAAAACUUUGCCUCCAUCAAAAAAACAGGCAUUCACUGUGCAUGAAGAUGUAGCUUCAUCUUCUGAUCAUCCCCUACCUUCGAGAAGUUCAAGUUCAUACAAAGUACCUUCUAUUAUCUUAAACUCCACAGUGAGUCCGAAGCAAUCUUUAAGAGCUAUGAAAAGUGAAAAACUGACUCCUCCCUUAUGUAACUGUGGCCGAAGAGCUAAAAGACUAAAUGUGUCCAGUGCUGGUCCAAAUUAUGGCAAAGUGUUUUAUAGUUGUCCUGCUGGAAAACAUGAAGGGAAGAAGAGAGGCUGCGGAUAUUUCAAGUGGGAGCAUGUACUUCUAAAGGAAAAAUCUGCUAACACUAUCUCUACACAUUCAACUACUACAGUUGGUUUAACAUCUCCUGGCAUAAACUCAGAUUCUUCCGGAAAUUCUCACAGGAAAUAUCUAGGUCUCAGACCUUCUAUGAGAACUUGAAUAUUAAUUAAUUUUUGUCCAAAUCUUAAUGAAUGAUAAGUGUUCGCAGAAAAUAAGCAAAUGAUGCCACAGAUUUCUGUUUCAACAGGAUUGGGCAUACAUGAUAUUACUGGGCUUACUUAAAAAUGAAAACUCGUGAAGCAUAAGUGGUAACAGUUGGACACAAUAACGAGAAAAUUUAAGGAGAUUAGUGUGGCUAACAUCAAAGUAUAAGCAGCAAGCCUACCAAGUUUUAAUAUUUUUAUUCUCUUAUCGGGCAUUUUAGAUUUUUUUUUUUUUUUUUUUACAAACUUGAUCUUUAAAUAUCAGUGUUAGUGAUACACAUUUUGUUUGUGACAUUUUUUUCUAAAAAUACAUCUAUAUAUAAUUAACCUUCUACAAUGUAUGCAUGUGUCUUUAACCCUUUCUGAAAAAUAUUUCAAGUAGUAAUGAUGGUUUUAAAAUUAUUUUAUGCAGUCUUUAUUACUGAAAUGAAAUAUAGGUAAAUGUAAAUUCCUGUGAUAUUCUGAGUAAAUAAACUUUUUAAUAGCAAAACUGCUAAUGUGUCAGUUGAUAUAACAUUUCUUUCUAUUCUCAUAUGAUGAUCAUUAUCACAGUAUCUGGGACAGUCAAAUAUUGUGUUAAAACAGAUACUCAGAUACUUGAACUUCAUUUAAUAACAGAGAUUACCUUGUUUGUAAAUCUAUUCACUUUCACUAAAUGAGUACUUAAAUUCCAGGAUUUUCAUAAUGAAAACUCAAUAUUGGGAAGAUUUUCCUAUUCUAAAUGGAAAUUUUAGGGAAAAUAUUUUAAGAUAUCUGCUCCAACCACUGCUUACUUCACAGUAAUAUGAAUGCUGAGAAGCAAAAGCAUAGUCACUAACUUGGAAAUCUAUGCAUAUUCCCGAGAUUACCAGUUUUCCAGAUUGAUGGAUGCAUUAAAAAUGUAUGAUAGAGAAGUGUUGUAGUAGAAAGGAUGAAUCAAAAACAACCGAUAGCUGUGAACCAGAAGCAUGCAAGCCACAAGCAGAAAUGUGUGUGUGUGUAUUAUUUAAAGCUAACAGAUACAGAAAACUGCUUAUGCAGCUUAUUUUUCCUUCUGGUAUUAUUAAAGUGAUAUUUUUUUUUUAUAAAUAUAUUA